AUGUUUGGACCUUUAGGCAAGCAUCUCCAAGAUUACCUGGCUGAGCGAAGGAGUCGUAGAACCAGGCUAGUGACAAAAGAUGGCCAUUGCAACAUUGAAUAUGGAAACAUCAAGUACAGUAAACACUUUGCUUUCCUGGCCGAUUUCUGGACCACAUUUGUGGAGAUCCGCUGGCGUUUUGUGCUCUUCUUCUUCAUUGCGUCUUUCACCCUGAGCUGGUUCAUUUUUGGCUUGCUGUGGUACUGGAUUGCCCGUAGUAACGGAGAUCUGACGUGGCAGUCGCCUCCAACGAACCACACGCCUUGUGUCGAUAAUGUUGACGGACUCACUACUGCAUUCCUGUACUCUCUUGAAACUCAAACAACCAUUGGGUACGGUGGCCGAGCCCUCACUCCUGUGUGCCCUGGAGCUGUCGCCCUUCUUGUUAUCCAGUCUCUCCUUGGAGCAAUUGUCAACUGUUUCAUGUGCGGAAUUAUAUUAUCCAAAAUUUCCUUGCCUAAAAAGAGAGCUAAGACCAUUUCAUUUAGUGACAUGGCAGUUAUCAGCCCAAAGAAUGGCACACUCUGCUUGUCAAUACGUGUUGCCAACCUUCGCAAGACCCUUAUGAUAGGAAGCCAAAUCUAUGGUAAAAUGCUCAGAACAACCAAUACAGCAGACGGCGAGACAAUCAUCAUGGAUCAAGUUAACAUUGACUUCAUGGUGGACGCUGGAAAGGACAACCUUUUUUUUGUGUGUCCGCUCACACUUUAUCACAUUAUUAACAAAAGCAGCCCAUUCUUUGAAAUGGCUGUAGACACAUUACACAAGCAAGAAUUUGAACUGGUUGUGUUCUUGGACGGUACAGCUGAGUCUACCAGCUCUUCAUGUCAGGUCCGAACCUCAUUUAUUCCUCAGGAGAUCAUGUGGGGCUAUAAUUUCCUGCCCAUCAUCUCACGUAGCAAAGAAGGUAAAUACAGGGUGGAUUUCUCCAACUUUUCCAAGGUGGUGCCUGUGGCCACUGCACACUGUGCCUACUGUUUCCACAACAUCAAGGGUCAUCACCACCAUUUCAAAGAUGGACUUGACAACCAGGGCUUUGAGGUGAUUGAUAUCCAUGAUCCUUCAAAUAUCACCAAGAUGUAA
This is a messenger RNA of Nerophis lumbriciformis (worm pipefish), 1122 nucleotides long. NCBI's taxonomy places the organism in Eukaryota, Metazoa, Chordata, Actinopteri, Syngnathiformes, Syngnathidae. The record is from RefSeq and is a predicted model, not a curated record.